CAAAGUGAUGAGCAUGUUUACAAAUCGUUCUUGAACAUUUCCAAUAUGUACCGCAAAGAGCAUAAGGACAUAGGUGAAAUUUAUAGUGAGGUUGCUACCCUGUUUAAGGAUCAUCGAGAUUUGCUUGAGGAGUUCACUAGAUUCUUACCAGAUAGUUUCGCAGCACCUUCUACACAGCAUGCUCCGGAUGCUCGAAAUUCAUUGCAGCGCUUUAGUGAGCGGAGUUCUAUGGCACCCAUGAUGCGGCAAAUGCAAGUAUAUCGACGAAAGAGGCUUCCUUCUCAUGAUCGUGAGCGUGAUCUGAGUGUUGAACACCCUGAGAUGGAUGAUGACAACACAAUGAUGAACAUGCACAAGAAGCGGAGGAAACGUGAGAGUAAGGAUAUGAGGAUUAAUCGUGAUCAGGAUGAGAGAGAACCUGAUAAUAAUAACAGCAGGGAUUUGAACUUGCAGCGCUUUCAUGAGAAAAAGAAAUCUAUCAAGAAAGCUGAAGGUUUUGGGUUGGCUUCAGACUUUUCUUCUAAGGAAGACAAGGAUACCUUAAAGAACAUGUAUAGUCAAGCAUUCAGUUUCUUUGAGAAAGUUAAGGAGAAGUUGAACAGUGCUGAUGACUACCAAGCUUUCUUGAAGUGCCUUCAUAAUUUUUUCGUCAGUGAAAUAAUAAAAAGGAAUGAAUUGCAAAAUUUGGUAACCGAUUUACUUGGAAAGCAUCUUGAUCUUAUGGUGGAAUUCAAUGAUUUCCUGGAGUGUUUGGAAAAUAUUGAUGGGUUCCUUGCUGGUGUCAUGAGUAAAAAGUCACUAAGAUCAUCAAAGUUGGAGGACAAAGACAAAGACAAAGAGCAGAAGCGUGAGAUGGAUGGAGCUAAAGAGAAGGAAAGAUACAGGGAGAAGGAGUACAUGGGAAAAUCCAUUCAAGAACUUGACCUCAGUGACUGUAAACGUUGCACUCCCAGCUACCGGCUUCUACCUGCUGAUUAUCCAAUUCCUACAGCUAGUCAGAGAUCUGAGCUUGGUGCUCAAGUAUUGAAUGAUCACUGGGUAUCUGUGAGUUCAGGAAGUGAGGAUUACUCUUCCGAACAUAUGUGCAGGAAUCAGUACGAAGAGAGCUUGUUCAGAUGUGAAGAUGACAGAUUUGAGCUGGACAUGUUAUUAGAGUCUGUGAGUUCUGCAGCUAAACGUGCAGAGGAAUUAUAUAAUAACAUGAAUGAAAAUAAGAUCAAUAUGGAGACUCUGAACCGUAUUGAAGAUUACUUUACUGUUCAAAAUUUAAGGUGCAUUGAACGUCUAUAUGGUGACCAUGGUCUUGACGUUAUAGACAUAUUGCGUAAAAACCCAACUCGUGCGCUCCCUGUAAUAUUGACUCGACUGAAGCAGAAACAGGAGGAAUGGAGUCGGUGUCGUUCAGAUUUCAAUAAAGUUUGGGCUGAAAUUUAUUCUAAAAGUCACUUAAAGUGAAGCAGCAGAAAGAGGAU
This is a messenger RNA of Gastrolobium bilobum, 1472 nucleotides long. RefSeq names its product paired amphipathic helix protein Sin3-like 2. Gene Ontology annotation, molecular function: transcription corepressor activity. The transcript has 2 exons. NCBI's taxonomy places the organism in Eukaryota, Viridiplantae, Streptophyta, Magnoliopsida, Fabales, Fabaceae. Gene Ontology annotation, cellular component: histone deacetylase complex; chromatin. The annotation marks the transcript as partial. Gene Ontology annotation, biological process: negative regulation of transcription by RNA polymerase II. The record is from RefSeq and is a predicted model, not a curated record.